UUCAUUAAUAAUCAGGGUGUAUCACUGACUGAGUUGCGCUAUUCACUAAAAAGCUGUUUUACUCUUAAACUUUAGAUUUUCUAACACACGCGCGCGCAGACACGGAAGUAAGUUGAGGUUAGAGGUGAAAGGUUCCUGGAGGUGGGUGACAGCUGUUGCUAACGUGCUAACUUUCAUUAAGAGCUGUUUUUAAGUGUCCAAAAGCUUAAAAUGGCAGAUGAUCAAGCAGAUGAAGUACCUACCCUACCUUGUAUCUUAGUCACAAGCUGUGAUCCCGGCUUUAAAGAAGAGGAGCUCAUUAGACAGAUCUUGGGCUUAGAAUCACUACCUCAAGCUUCCAAAAUGGAGGAAAGAGUUUCUUGGUAUCCAUGGACAAUCAAUAACAAGUACUACACAGCAAACGUCAGCUUAUGUGUUGUUUCAAGUCCAUUCGACAUGAAUACAGAGGUUGCCCGGUCUAUGCAAGCGUUCAUCGUUUACUUUGACAGCAAAACUAAAGACAGCCUUAACAGUGUCAACUCUUGGUUAUCAGUAGUGGAGGAUUUGGCUCCAGAAGUGCUGAUACUAGUGUGUGACCAUGCGUGUGACAGUGGUGUUAGCAAACAGGAGGCCCAGCAGUGGUGUCUGGCUCACGCAUUUGAAUUAGUAGAGCUCAACCCUCAAGAUCUACCUGAUGAAGAUGAUGACUUCCCAGAGUCCACUGGAGUAAAAAGAAUCGUUCAGGCCCUCAAUGCCAACGUGUGGUCCAGCGUUGAGAUGAAAGAUGAACACAGUCAGGGAUUUGGGCUAAUGAGCAGCCUGGUGGCCUCUCAUCACAACAACCCACGAACCUGUCAAGAGACACUGUCUUCUCAUUCCCCAUCCAACAGUACAGAUGAAGGCACUGAGAACCAGAGAGCAGAGAAUAACCAGAAUAAUGCAGUAGAUACAGCAGUCGAUCCCAUGAUUGACAUCGACAUACAAGAGUUGGCUAAUCUAACAGCUGGAGAUGCAGAUGUGGAGAAUUUUGAACGACUCUUUACAAAAUUGAAAGAGAUGAAAGACAAGGCCUCUUCGUUGCCACAUGAACAGAGGAAAGUACAUGCAGAAAAGGUUGCUAAAGCAUUCUGGAUGGCUAUUGGUGGAGACCAGGAUGAGCUUGACGGCUUGUCAUCAGGGGAGGAGAGUUAAGGCCCUAGUGACUCUUAACCAGCUUCCACUGUUGAUACUCAGCCCAUCCUUUAAACCCCCAGUCAUCCCAAAUCUGCCCAGCCCAGUCCUGUCCCACCCAAGAAACGUGGAAGAAUGUGGGCAAAAACAGCAAUGGAGAUUUUCAUGAUACUGCUGUUAUUAUUAUAUAUCAGUGUCCCAACACCUCAAUCAGGCAGUACAGUCAUUAUGGGCUUUUGGCUUCAAACAUUGUAAUCUCAAGAGCCAUGGGAUGUGUUGCAGGGGGCAAGAUUAUCUUGUCUGUUCUCUGGUGGUGCAAGUGUGCAGCCACAUACAAGGAUGAAGCCUAUGGUUCUGUCAAAAAGAGUCGUAAAUCAAAUGAGAUGAGCUGGUAAAAGUGGAUUGUUUUUAAACUUUUAUUUCUCCUUUAUUUUUAUGAUGUAAGUCACAAUUACGGACUAUGCUUGUGCAUGUCAUUAGCUCUUCAUCAAUUAAAAGAAGGAUCUGU
Messenger RNA from Sinocyclocheilus rhinocerous, 1657 nucleotides. Its product is annotated as alpha- and gamma-adaptin-binding protein p34-like. The record is from RefSeq and is a predicted model, not a curated record. The transcript has 10 exons. Bases 211 to 1170 code for a protein of 319 amino acids. NCBI's taxonomy places the organism in Eukaryota, Metazoa, Chordata, Actinopteri, Cypriniformes, Cyprinidae.